This is a messenger RNA of Cannabis sativa, 1736 nucleotides long. RefSeq lists its product as uncharacterized. The record is from RefSeq and is a predicted model, not a curated record. NCBI's taxonomy places the organism in Eukaryota, Viridiplantae, Streptophyta, Magnoliopsida, Rosales, Cannabaceae. The coding region runs from base 600 to 1475 and encodes 291 amino acids. Gene Ontology annotation, molecular function: RNA binding. The transcript is spliced from 6 exons.
AUUGGAGAGAGUGGGGAGAGAAAGAAGAGUAUAUUAAUGGGGGAGAGACAGGAGGACACACUCCAAGUGCGCUAGUCACGCAGCUGUCAUUCGGAAUUACAAAGCCCACACCCACUCUUUCCUCACAUCCAGCAAAUCAUCGUUUGCAGCUGUCGGAUCCCCUCUCUCUCUCUCUUAUAUAUUGUUCCAUUUAUUUUUAUUUCUCUUUUAACCAACCAAUUCCAAGCUCUAUAUUUCUAACAGCUAACCCCAUCAAACAAAAUAAAACACCAACACAAUAACAUCGUUAACUAUAGAUAUCCCAUAUAUUAUUUUUGGUUUCUCUACCUCUUACAUGGAUCGUAUUCGAAGAUAGAUAGAAAAGAUAGGUGGUACAUAGCUUAUUAUCAUUAAACACAAAAAUCACAUAUAUGGAGGAGAAGCACAAGCCAAAAAAAGCAGUAGUAGCUGAUGGAAUAUUAUUAUUAUUAUUAUUAGUGUUAAUAAUAAACGACAGUACUAUCAUCACAGCUUAGGCAACAAAGCAACAGCAGCAGCAGCACAAAAGUUUUGAUCUUUAUUAUUAUCGAAUCGCCUAAAGCCCAAGUUCUCAGUCAUCUAUGGCACACCCACAUUUUCGGUCACAGUUCGGAGACACGACUUUCACAAAAGUCUUCGUUGGUGGUCUUGCUUGGGAGACUCCCACUGAUGAAAUGCAUAGAUAUUUCGAGCAGUUUGGGGAUAUUCUAGAGGCUGUUAUCAUUACUGAUAAGAAUACCGGAAAAUCUAAAGGAUACGGUUUCGUGACUUUCCGGGACCCUGAAUCGGCGAGAAGAGCAUGUGCGAACCCAAAUCCGGUGAUUGACGGAAGAAGAGCCAAUUGUAACAUCGCUUCAUUGGGGAGGCCCCGACCUUCGCCCCCACGAGGAAGAAAUAGUCAAGGUGGGAGUCCCUUUCAAGGAGGGUCACCACAAAAUGCUAUACCAACCUAUAGUGGAGUUCCACCAACAUUACCGCCACCACCACCACCACCUCCACCUUCUCUAGUUUAUCAACCAUACGGCUACCCGACCUACACUCCAGCUGAUUAUGGAUACCAGCAAGCACUAUAUAACACGCAAUAUCAACAAGCACAGUACUAUAAUCAGUUGUACGGAACGCCAUCAUCUUCGGCCAUGAAUGCUCCAUAUUACUAUGGCUAUUCUUAUCAACCUCAACCUCAACCUCAACCUCAUCAUCAACCAACAAGAGGACCAUCAUUUUCGACACCGCCGCAGCAGCAGCGAAUGGUUGCCGGACCACCUUCAUAUGUCUACUAUCCAGCUCAUCACAUGGAAACUAAUAUUGCAUCGUACUCAUCUGGCUACCCUAAUCAAUCACAACACCAACCAAGGCAUCCUUUUGCCUCUUCUCCCACUGAUUCACAGAGUCAGCAACAUGCUUCCACAGAGACAGAAGCUGGAGUCAACAGUUCAGAAAGUCCUAAUAAUACCUAGAAGAUAUCUUCCAUUUUAUACAACAGGCCGGUUUAAAAUCUAAAAUAACUUGGUUAAAAUCUCCAUUAUUCAAUUUCAUUUUAUUUUCGCCUCUUUAUUAAUUCUAUUCUCAAGAGCGGCAUAUUUAUUAUUAUAUAAAAAUUCUUUGGGUCUAAAGCUAGCUGUAACAUUUUGGCUAAUUCUGUUUAAAGUGACUUGGGACAUGUGUACCUUCUUCACAUUCAUAGCUUUGACCAGAAAAGAUAAUUAAUAUCUUUCCCA